AGCCGGGAUGUGUCCGACCCCGAGGGUGCGACCGGCAGCGCUACCCUGAACCGGCGCCCAGAGUCGGAACCCGGGUUGUCCUGCGUUCCCCAGACCCAAGCCUGCAGUGGACCUCAGGCAGCAGGCACCUCCGCAUGCGGCAGUGCAGUUAGGGAGAUGCUGCAGGAUAAAGGCCUGUCCGAGAGCGAGGAGGCCUUCCGGGCCCCGGGUCCAGCGCUCGGGGAGGGCAGCUCGGCCAACACCGCCAACGCCCCGGAGCCCGCGCUGGCAGCGCCCAGCCUCAGCGGAGCCGCGCUCGGCAGUCCCCCAGGCCCCGGCACAGACGUUGCCGCUGCAGAGCAGACCAUCGAGAACAUCAAGGUGGGGCUGCAUGAGAAGGAGCUCUGGAAGAAGUUUCACGAGGCGGGCACUGAGAUGAUCAUCACCAAGGCGGGCAGGAGGAUGUUCCCCAGCUACAAGGUUAAAGUCACAGGCAUGAACCCCAAGACCAAGUACAUCCUGCUGAUUGACAUCGUCCCUGCAGAUGACCACCGCUAUAAGUUCUGUGACAACAAAUGGAUGGUGGCAGGAAAGGCUGAGCCGGCCAUGCCAGGAAGGCUUUAUGUCCACCCAGAUUCUCCAGCCACUGGGGCCCACUGGAUGCGGCAGUUGGUCUCUUUCCAGAAGCUGAAGUUGACAAACAACCAUCUGGACCCCUUUGGCCACAUCAUCCUCAAUUCCAUGCACAAGUACCAGCCACGGCUACACAUCGUUAAGGCUGAUGAGAACAAUGCUUUUGGUUCCAAAAACACGGCCUUCUGCACCCAUGUGUUCCCAGAAACCUCCUUCAUCUCUGUGACCUCCUACCAGAAUCACAAGAUCACACAGCUGAAAAUUGAGAACAACCCUUUUGCCAAGGGAUUCCGGGGCAGUGACGACAGUGACCUGCGUGUGGCCCGGCUUCAGAGCAAAGAGUAUCCUGUGAUCUCCAAAAGCAUCAUGAGGCAGAGGCUUGUGUCCAGCCAGCUCUCGGCCAAGCCCGACGUCAGCCCCCUGCACGGUGCCCACCAGGCGCUGCAGCACUACCAGUACGAAAAUGGGGCCCACAUGCAGUUCGCUGCGGCUGAACCACAGGACCUGCCUCUCAACACCUUCCCCCCACAGAGGGACUCAAGCCUCUUCUACCACUGCCUCAAGAGACGAGCAGACAGUGCCCGCCACCUGGACUUGCCCUGCAAACGGUCCUAUCUAGAAGCUCCCUCUUCGGUGGGGGAGGAUCACUAUUUCCGUUCCCCCCCUCCCUACGACCAGCAGAUGCUGAGCCCCUCCUAUUGCAGUGAGGUGACCCCCAGAGAAGCCUGUAUGUACUCAGGUUCAGGGCCUGAGAUUGCCGGGGUGUCGGGGGUGGAGGACUUGCCCCCGCCUCCACUGAGCUGCAACAUGUGGACGUCCGUGUCCCCGUACACCAGCUACAGCGUGCAGACCAUGGAGACUGUGCCCUACCAGCCCUUCCCCACGCACUUCACCGCCACCACCAUGAUGCCUCGGCUGCCCACCAUCUCUGCCCAGAGCUCCCAGCCACCGGGAAACGCCCACUUCAGUGUCUACAACCAGCUGUCACAAUCUCAGGUCCGGGAGCGGGGACCCGCUGCCUCGUUCCCUCGAGAGCGCGGCCUCCCCGCCGUGUGUGAGCGGAAGCCGCCCUCGCCACACCUGAACGCCGCCAACGAGUUCCUCUACUCGCAGAGCUUCUCCCUGAGCCGGGAGUCCUCCUUACAGUACCAUUCAGGCGUGGGGACUGUAGAGAACUGGACUGACGGAUGACUCCCCGGUCUCCUCCACAGCCCCGGGACCUUGUCAAUCCACCAUUAACCUCUGUGGGUGGCCCGCGCCACCAAGGAACGCGGGGAGGUAUUUCAGAGGGUGCGUGGGCCUAUGUGCUUGUGCCUGCAUGGAUGUAUCUGGGGAGCAUCAAUCUUCUGACACAUCUGAGGCCAUGGCAAAAAAAA
This is a messenger RNA of Marmota flaviventris (yellow-bellied marmot), 1988 nucleotides long. It is a transcript of the gene Tbx4, whose product is annotated as T-box transcription factor 4. NCBI's taxonomy places the organism in Eukaryota, Metazoa, Chordata, Mammalia, Rodentia, Sciuridae. The record is from RefSeq and is a predicted model, not a curated record. Gene Ontology annotation, molecular function: DNA-binding transcription factor activity, RNA polymerase II-specific; RNA polymerase II cis-regulatory region sequence-specific DNA binding. Gene Ontology annotation, cellular component: chromatin; nucleus. Gene Ontology annotation, biological process: regulation of transcription by RNA polymerase II; positive regulation of DNA-templated transcription; angiogenesis.